AGCAAGGCUAAGGAGCUGCCUCUAUCUGCCGUUCGUUUCAUGGAAGAACUGGGCGAGUGCGCUUUCGGCAAGAUCUAUAAGGGACAUCUCUACCUUCCAGGCAUGGAUCACGCUCAGCUCGUCGCUAUCAAGACACUGAAAGACUUCAACAACCCCCAGCAGUGGGCAGAGUUCCAGCAAGAAGCGUCGCUCAUGGCUGAGCUCCAUCACCCCAACAUCGUUUGCCUCUUGGGCGUUGUGACCCAGGAGCAACCCGUCUGCAUGCUUUUCGAGUACAUGAACCAAGGAGACCUCCACGAGUUUCUCAUCAUGAGGUCGCCGCACUCGGACGUCGGCUGCAGCAGUGACGAGGACGGGACUGUAAAAUCCAGCCUGGACCACGGGGAUUUCCUGCAUAUCGCCGUCCAGAUCGCAGCAGGGAUGGAGUACUUGUCGAGCCACUUUUUUGUUCAUAAAGAUCUCGCCGCUCGUAACAUUUUAAUUGGGGAACAGCUUCACGUGAAAAUUUCAGACCUUGGACUCUCAAGGGAAAUCUACUCGGCAGAUUAUUACAGAGUUCAGAACAAGUCCCUCUUGCCAAUUCGCUGGAUGCCACCAGAGGCAAUUAUGUAUGGCAAGUUCUCCUCCGACUCAGAUAUUUGGUCGUUUGGAGUUGUUUUGUGGGAGAUAUUCAGCUUUGGACUCCAACCCUACUACGGAUUUAGCAACCAAGAAGUCAUAGAGAUGAUCAGGAAAAGACAACUGCUGCCGUGCUCUGAAGACUGUCCUCCCAGAAUGUAUAGCCUGAUGACAGAGUGCUGGCACGAUCUGCCAUCCCGGAGGCCACGGUUUAAAGAAAUCCACGCCAGGCUGCGCUCGUGGGAGGGUCUUUCAAGCCACACUAGUUCUACUACCCCCUCGGGUGGGAACGCCACCACUCAAACGACUUCCCUCAGCGCCAGCCCCGUUAGUAAUCUCAGUAACCCCAGGUACCCUAACUACAUGUUUCCAGCCCAAGGGAUCCCGCAGGCCCAAAUUGCCGGCUUCAUCGGACCGCCGAUACCUCAAAACCAGCGCUACAUCCCCAUCAACGGGUACCCGAUCCCGCCGGGCUACGCUGCUUUCCCAGCCGCCCAUUAUCAACCACAAGGUCCGCCCAGGGUCAUCCAGCACUGUCCUCCUCCAAAGAGCCGUUCUCCCAGCAGCGCCAGCGGAUCGACGAGCACGGGUCACGUCACUAGCCUGCCGUCGUCGGGCUCCAACCAGGAGGCAAAUAUUCCUUUGCUGUCUCACAUGUCCAUUCCUAGUCACCCGGGGGGGAUCGGUAUUACGGUUUUUGGUAAUAAAACUCAAAAACCCUACAAAAUUGACUCGAAGCAGUCUUCCCUGUUGGGAGACACCAGCAUCCAUGGACCUAACGAAUCUAUGAUUUCAGCGGAAUUGUAAAUAAAGCGAGGCCUUUGUAAAUAGAACUAUUUACAACGCAAAACUAGGAGGGCGUAGAAAAGAUUUCUAUUCAAAUAUUUUAUUAAAGCUUCUUCUGGUUGUUCAACAGACAUUGCAGCGAGUAUCUUCUGUGAAGUUUAACUGCUUACCAGGAUGGGCAGCCUCAACCAGACAGAGAUCGUUGUGGUAGGAACACUUUGUCAAUGGACGCAUCGUUUCGUUAAGAGCCACCGACAAAUCAAAAAGGAGAAGGGGGACUUCUUUGGGGUUUAGUUUCUUUUAAAUGAAAGCAUUUUAUCCUACGCUUUUUCACAGCUUUUUAAACCUCUGAUGUGGUUUAAAUCACAGAAACUUUUAUACUGAAAGCAUAUUUUAAUAUUUGUCUCUUUUUUAGGAGAUGCAAACAUUCGGAGAUCUACUGGGUGUGCAAUUUCAGUUCCAAUAGCUAGCUAAAAUAUUUGUAAAUUUUGCAGGCAAGGGUUACGUUUCAAAUAUGUGAUCUGAGAGCCAAAUAAAUUACUUCAGGUAGGAUUUUGGUCUUUUUUAAAGUUGGGAAUCUGAGCUCAGUUUCAGACCAGAAGUCAUUUCUAUGGCAGCACGAUAGCUUGAGUUAUCAACUUGCAGCCUACAAAAAUCGUCUGCUCUUGGCUCCUACAGAUGGCUGGAGUUCUAAGAAAUUGCCUUAAAGGACAUGAAAUUAAAGCAUUUUAAUUUCAGAACCUGAAUCAACUUAUUCAAAGGUAACAUUUCAUAUUCUAGUAGUUAAAGCAGAAAUUUUAUAUCCUUUUUGUUGCUAUGCAACUGUUUAACGGAAAGUCUCCAAACCACGAUUUUAUGUAUGACAAUCAGUUUUUCCAGGAAUAUUUAUUGUUUCAGAUCAAGGUGUAAUUUUGGUGACGAUGACUCCAGCAACCCUGGAAAAAGGGAAACUCACAUUCCAUUAGGCAGCGAAUCUGUUGAUAGCAAUUUUGUCUGUCAGUUCUAAUAAUGUGAAUUAGUGUUAACUUUCGACUUCAAAAUACGACAUUUGUGUAAUUACUAAAAAUUCAUUCAGGUGUAAGCAAUCUAGAUUAUUCAUUUGAAACCACUUAAAUGAGCUACAAAAGCGCUGUGUACGUUACAGCUUUUCACAGACUCUUUUUUUGUACUGAAUGAGUGUUUUUAUUGUACACGGAACGAAAACAAUCUUCUGCUCGGUUGACAAUGUUGUAUGAUAUGACUUUAUUUUUAUCUUUUUUUUUUUUUUGCACAAAAGUGUGAUAAUGUUUUGUACAGCAGAAGUGAAAAUACAUCUCUGCAUUUU
Molecule: messenger RNA, 2728 nt
Organism: Apaloderma vittatum (bar-tailed trogon)
Lineage: Eukaryota; Metazoa; Chordata; Aves; Trogoniformes; Trogonidae
Gene: ROR1
Product: receptor tyrosine kinase-like orphan receptor 1
Exons: 1
Biological process (GO): positive regulation of kinase activity; positive regulation of canonical NF-kappaB signal transduction; multicellular organism development
Cellular component (GO): signaling receptor complex
Molecular function (GO): ATP binding; protein kinase activity
Source: RefSeq, a predicted model, not a curated record